ACAUUAUAUUGUUUUUUAGGAGGGGGCAUGUUGUUAAAAAAUGCGCCUCAGAAUAUAUAAACAUGCCGGGUGGAUCUCAAGGUAGUUUUGAGCUGGUUUUGUAAUACGGGUGUGAAAAUGAGAGUGCUGCUAAUACCAAUGCUGGCCGCUUUUGCGACCGCGGCGCCCCAGUUCCAGCAACCGCAGCAGUACAACCCCUACAACCCGUUUGCCACGGUUACCACACAAAGGCCGUUCCAACGACAGCCUUUUGGCCAGCAACCAUUCCAAAGAUUCCAGCCAACACAACCACCUCAACCAGUCCAACCUGCCGUGCAUUCCGCGCAACCUGCAGUGUCAUUCGCCAGGCACGUGCAGGAACAGCAGCAACAUGGACAAUGGGUUCCCACGGCUGAACAGCAAGCACAGCAAGCGCAGAUAGAAGCAGCGAAUGAUAAGUCUAGAGCUGCUCAGAUCCUGCAUUAUGCCAAUGAUAAUAUUGGAGCUGACACCUACAGCUACGCGUAAGUAUUAGCUUAAUGUGUCGCAAAAGUUUAAGUGACAAUCACGACGUACAGUUCCUGUAGAAUGGCGAUUGAGCUUGCAAUGGUAAAUUCCUAAACGUUAUUAGUAAUAAUCAGUAAGUACCUGUCGAUUUUUGGGAUUCUCGCGAUUGGGGUUACUUUAUUUCCCUUGGAAUUAGGAGGAAAUAGUUGACUUUUCAAAAUUAUGACUCGAUUGUUAGAAAAAUAUUCCUACAUUUAUCGAGAUGAGAAAGUUUUUUCUUACUACCGUUCUGGAGCGGCAAAGUGGCUUUCGUUAAUUUCUAGAAUCCUUGCUGCCGUAAUCAGUUGAAAAAUCGGUUAGCAUCCAUUUUUUCCACAUACUUGUUGGUAAUAGGUAAAGUUUCCUCUUUUACUUCCCACGCUUACUGGCAAGGAAUUAUAGUAAUCGCGAACAAAUCCUAAAAUGAG
Messenger RNA from Acanthoscelides obtectus, 953 nucleotides. The record is from the annotation of a GenBank genome assembly. Lineage: Eukaryota; Metazoa; Arthropoda; Insecta; Coleoptera; Chrysomelidae.